GCGGCAGGCAAGGUAUAAAUGGAUACUGGCGGAUAGUGCCGGAGACGUACUGGUACACGUACAGCCUCUCCAGCACAACUCUCCUUGAUUAAUCAAGAGCGAUGAAAAAGACCACGAAGCCGGAAGUCGUCAUUUCUUCAGCGGAGUUCCCGGAUGACCGAUUCGUUAUCAUGAAUCUCUUUACGGCGUACGCAGAUUCCUUGGAGAUCGACCUUACCUUCCAAAACUUCUCCCAUGAGCUCUCUUCUCUUCCCGGAAAAUAUACACCCGAUAAUGGUGGCGUUCUGCUCAUUGCUCGUGUGAUUUCCGUAGACUCUUCCUCGGAAGUAUCCACAGCACAAGAACCCAUCGGCUGCGUAGCUCUACGUCCGUUCUCCCCACCUCAUACCUGCGAACUCAAACGCCUUUACAUCGUUCCCGAGGUGAGAGGACUUGGAGCGGGAAGGAAGUUGCUGGAAGCUGUACUUGAGAGGGCGAAGACUAUGGGGUACAAGGAGAUGGUGUUGGAUACGCUGCCAAGUAUGGUGCCGGCGAGGAAGAUGUAUAAGGCAUUUGGAUUCGAGGAGGUCGAGAAAUACUAUGACAAUCCGAUUGAAGGAACCUCCUUCAUGAGGUUGAAAUUAGACUGAGCGAGGAA
Messenger RNA from Lindgomyces ingoldianus, 637 nucleotides. Its product is annotated as acyl-CoA N-acyltransferase. The transcript has a single exon. NCBI's taxonomy places the organism in Eukaryota, Fungi, Ascomycota, Dothideomycetes, Pleosporales, Lindgomycetaceae. Gene Ontology annotation, molecular function: acyltransferase activity, transferring groups other than amino-acyl groups. The record is from RefSeq and is a predicted model, not a curated record. The coding region runs from base 102 to 629 and encodes 175 amino acids.